AUGGUGGAGAAGUCGGACCGAGCCCCGCUUCUGGACUGGGAGGAGAUCCCAGCGUCCCGCCCGAACCAAGCGGUUCCGUCGCCACCUGCGCCGCCGAAAGAAAAGGAGGAUGCGACCUCAGGGAAGAAAACCUCGACGCCAGUCUGCCUCAAGGUGACAGAAAUUGGCAGGAGGGACGACAAUUCCCCUACCGCCGUCAUCUGCCGCCCGACAGCUGUUGUUGACGGCAGGGAGAGAAGCCCGAUGGGCCGGGAAAAGCUCCGGGGGCAGCUGGUACCUCCUUUCCCGGAUCUGACCGUCAGAGAUCAGUGGGAAGAGAAGGAUCACAUCGUGUCUGUGUUUGUGGUCACCUUUAACACACGAUCAGGAAACAUGAUAGAGUGGUGUCUACCUCAUGACAUCAACCUGGAUGGAGUUGAAUUCAAGGCAAUGGCCAGUGGUUCCCAUAGGAUUACCAACGACUUUAUAUAUUUCCGCAAAGGCUGUUACUUUGGGCUCGCCUGCUUUGCCAACAUGCCUGUGGACAAUGAGUCGGAACGAGGAGCCCGGAUGAAGUCUGUCGGAAUUUUAUCUCCUUCCUACACCCUUCUGUAUCGCUACAUGCACUUUUUGGAGAAUCAAGUUAGACUCCAGUUAAAGAAUCCAGGCCAUUAUUCUCCACUGGAAGCCUUCUAUGAAGACAAGAAGGCCAUCCUUCCACUGACAGGAAAUGGCCUGAUCACGGCUUGCCCUACCUGGAGCGUGACCACCAUCAACCGCUGUAUGCAUCCGGAAAUGAAGAUCACUCACCCAGCCGGCUGCAUGUCCCAGUUUGUCCAGUUUUUUGGAGAGCACAUAAUGGUGCUGUGGAAGUUUGCACUGCUUCGGAAGCGACUCCUCAUCUUCUCCCCGCCACCUGUAGGUGUGGUCUGCUAUAGAGUUUACUGCUGUUGCAGCCUAGCCAACGUUUCUUUACCUGGAAUUGGAGUGUCCGUGCCUGAAUUGCGACCUUUCUUCUACAUCAAUGUAGCUGACAUCCCUGCAUUGGAAACACAGAUGUCAUAUGUUGCCUGCACUACAGAGAAGAUUUUUGAGGAUAAGAAAGAGCUGCACGAUCUGUACAUUGAUAACCAAAAUGUGAAAACACACAGGAGCCAUUUGCUGCCGCUCCUGCGACUCAAUGCUGCAGAUAAGGAGAGGUACAGGAAACUCAGCGAACAGAGGCAAAUGUUGCUUUACUCCCAGGAAGUGGAUGGAGACUGCACGUCGAAUGAGGAGGAUCUUUUUAUUGUGUUCUUCAUGGAGCUCAAUAACCGUAUCUUCCAGAUCCUAUCCGAGGUCGCAGGGAGCGCUGAUCCCACCCUGACGGCCGAGCAUGUAAGAGCCAUGGGGCUGGACCCACAAGGCGAUCACUGCUUCCUGGUGGAGCUGCUGGAGUUGUAUGGUGUUGACGUCACUCUGGUUAUAGAUAACCUCUGCUGCCACUAG
Molecule: messenger RNA, 1467 nt
Organism: Nerophis lumbriciformis (worm pipefish)
Lineage: Eukaryota; Metazoa; Chordata; Actinopteri; Syngnathiformes; Syngnathidae
Source: RefSeq, a predicted model, not a curated record